CCCGCCCUGCCUCAGCCUCCGCUUCUACUUCCACACACUCUCUCUUUUCUUGUUGUCGCCUGUCAUGUCUCUUGAUCCCGAGAACAAGAACUACCGCUUCGAGACCCUGCAGCUCCACGCUGGUGCCUCUCCCGACCCCGUCACCGGUGCUCGCGCCACCCCGAUCUACGCUACCACGUCCUAUGUCUUCAAGGACGCCGACCACGGCGCCCGUCUCUUUGGUCUCCAGGAGUUCGGCAACAUCUACACCCGCAUCAUGAACCCCACCACCGAUGUCUUUGAGAAGAGAAUCGCUGCUCUCGAGGGUGGUGUUGCCGCUGUUGCCGUCUCCUCUGGCCAGGCCGCCCAGUUCCUGGCCAUUGCCACCAUCGCCGAGGCCGGUGAUAACAUUGUUGCUACCUCGUUCCUGUACGGCGGCACCUACAACCAGUUCAAAGUCGCCCUGCCCCGCCUUGGCAUCCAGGUCCGCUUCGUCGACGGCGACCGCCCCGAGGACUUUGAGCCCCUGAUCGAUGACCGCACCAAGGCCAUCUACAUCGAGUCGAUCGGCAACCCCAAGCACAACGUCCCCGACUUCCGCGCCAUCUCCAAGAUCGCCAAGAAGCACGGCAUUCCCCUCAUUGUCGACAACACCUUUGGUAUCGCUGGCUACGUCAGCAAGCCCAUUGCCCACGGUGCCGACAUUGUCGUUGCCUCGGCCACCAAGUGGAUCGGCGGCCACGGCAACACCAUCGGCGGUGUUGUCAUUGAUGCCGGCACCUUCCCCUGGAACAACGGCCGCUUCCCGGCCUUUACCGAGCCCUCGCCCGGCUACCACGGCCUCAAGUUCUGGGACGUCUUUGGCCCCGAGGGUCCCUUCAAGACCAACAUUGCCUUCUCGAUCCGCCUGCGUGUCGAGAACCUGCGUGACUUUGGCGCCUCCCAGAACCCCUUCGGCUCCUUCCUGCUGCUGCAGGGUCUCGAGACCCUGUCGCUCCGUGCCGAUCGCCACCUGUCGAACGCCCUGGCCCUCGCCCAGUGGCUCGAGUCCCUCAACGAGGUCGCCUGGGUCUCGUACGCCGGUCUGCCCAGCCACCCCUCGCACCACCUGGCCAAGCAGUACCUCACCAACGGCUUUGGCGCCGUCCUGACCUUUGGUCUCAAGGGCGGCUACGAGUCCGGCAAGAAGUUCAUCAACUCGGUCAAGCUUGCCUCGCACCUGGCCAACGUUGGUGACUCGCGCACCCUCGUCAUCCACCCCUCGUCCACCACUCACCAGCAGCUGACCGAGCAGGAGCAGGUCUCGAGCGGUGUUACCCGCGACCUGAUCCGCGUCAGCGUCGGUCUCGAGCACAUCGAGGACAUCAAAGACGACUUCUUGCAGGCCAUCCAGGCUGCUGUUGCCUAAACACAUUCCCACCAUCCAGGCAAAUGAGGGGGGUCGCGGCCAUGUCUUUCAUCGCAACGCGACUUGUAUCAACCUCCCCUCUCCUUUCUUCCUGCGCUGCAAUAUCGGACGCCACCGAGCUUGGCGUAAUGCUGUUCACAUGCCUUGCCUGCAUGCACGGAUGCAUGCACGGAUGCAUGCCGCCAUCACCCCUACACCCUGUUCUUUGUAAUUAAGAUUCAUAGUUUUGCCGCCAUUUUUUCGGGAUCAUGAAUAUACAUAUUUGCCCAGCAA
Messenger RNA from Polychytrium aggregatum, 1660 nucleotides. RefSeq names its product O-acetylhomoserine/O-acetylserine sulfhydrylase. NCBI's taxonomy places the organism in Eukaryota, Fungi, Chytridiomycota, Chytridiomycetes, Polychytriales. Bases 65 to 1387 code for a protein of 440 amino acids. The transcript has a single exon. The record is from RefSeq and is a predicted model, not a curated record. Gene Ontology annotation, molecular function: pyridoxal phosphate binding; transferase activity, transferring alkyl or aryl (other than methyl) groups. Gene Ontology annotation, biological process: transsulfuration.